Molecule: messenger RNA, 1673 nt
Organism: Klebsormidium nitens
Lineage: Eukaryota; Viridiplantae; Streptophyta; Klebsormidiophyceae; Klebsormidiales; Klebsormidiaceae
Source: the annotation of a GenBank genome assembly
AGUGAAACCCUAAAACACAGGACUCAGGCGCGCACUCUUUGGUGGUUCUGCAUGCCAGCCAUGGUGGCGAAUGCUAGCGCUGCUGCAUGCAUAAACUUGCUGGGACAAGGAACAAGAUCGCCAAGAGCAGCUUCUGUGAAGAGAAGCCGUUGCGUUGCCUGCUUGGCGAACUCAGAAAAAGAGACAACACAACAUAGUACUUGAAAGGCGCCUUUAGAAACUGAUUGGCCAGGGCAUAGGCAUGGAGGUGGUCAAAUCUUCAGUGCGUUUAAAUGCCCGCUUCUCGCAGAGCUGGAUCAAUGCUGGCUCGUACCGUCGGUGUCAUGAGAAUCACUACGUUUAUAGAAGACUUCCUGGGGUCUCGAUUUCAGGUCUGAGGCGUUCCCAAGGUAGAGGGUGGGCGGGCAUCCGAUGUCAUGGAGUCGACGAGGUCAACAACACAGAGAUUCUGAUCUGUACAAACAGGACCUGCAGAAAAGAUGGGUCCCUGCAGACUGUUCAAUAUUUUCGGGACUUGGCUCCGCCGGGGGUCAAAAUCGACACCACAGGAUGCAUAGGAAAGUGUGGAAAUGGACCAAAUCUGGUUAUGCUUCCAAGCGAGCUCAUCAUCAGUCACUGCAACACUGCUAGUCAUGUUGCACGGCUUUUAGCAUUGCAGUGUGGUGCCCCUGAUCCAGAAACCAAUCUCAAAGCACUCAACCUCAAAUACCAGGGCAACUCUGCGUUUGAGGGAGGCAAUCCACAGCGAGCGGAGGAGCUAUACACCGAAGCUAUCGGUUUGCGACCUUCUGGAGGUUUGCACCUCCUCUACGCUAAUAGAUCAGCAGCAAGGGUCGCCCUUGGUAAUUUCCAAGGGUCGCUAGAAGAUGCCCAGAGCGCCGCAAAAGAGGCACCAGAUUGGGCAGGGGCAGUCAUGCGACAGGCAGAAGCUCUCACCAAGUUGGGGGACAUCCAGGGUGCGGCCGCCACGUAUAGGAAGGCAGCUACCAUGGAUUCGAGUCUUGUAAAGAAAGUUCAACGGAGGUUGAAAGAGCUUGAGCGGCAAUGCAUAGAGUCGAACGUCCUUGAAGCUUCUUGACGUUUGAUGAGCAUGCAUACGUCUUCGAUCAGUCUCACUGCGAAAAUCCGCCUUAAGCAUCGUAGCAUUACGCUAUUAUUGUCUAUGGUCGUAAAAGGUGUUACUGCUGUACAGUUUUGCACACUCUAGGAAAGUCUAGGCUCAUUGAUUGACACGGCACAAUCUGGUGUUGAGAAGGUAGCUUACCCGUAUCAUAGAAACGAGGACACAUAGCUGAUUGCCCGCGCGCUGCUUGACAUUGCUAAUUUAUCCUCAAAGAACUCUAGGUCGAUGCCUGUCGACGAGUGUAAUCGAGAGGAACACAUUGUAGAGAGGAAGUAUCGAACUGGCGGUGUCCUCCUUAGCUAUAGCUCUGGACAACUGUUGACUAUCAGCUUGGCCGGCCCAUGCUAUGAAUUGGGCCUAAGAACAAUCCACGGCGUACGUCAACAGGAACACCGUCGUGGUUGAGGCUAGCUGCAUUCAGAUCUGCAGGGUGAUUCGUUGAAAGGCUGCGUAUGUGGCAUCUGAUAAGCAUCAAUGCCAGAUAAACUGACUUCUAGAUGAAGUCAAGACGGUUCAUAUCGCGGUUCAAUCGGAUGUAUCUCGACAAACA